This is a messenger RNA of Onychomys torridus (southern grasshopper mouse), 5317 nucleotides long. RefSeq names its product frizzled class receptor 3 (gene Fzd3). Gene Ontology annotation, biological process: non-canonical Wnt signaling pathway; canonical Wnt signaling pathway. The coding region runs from base 554 to 2554 and encodes 666 amino acids. The record is from RefSeq and is a predicted model, not a curated record. The transcript has 7 exons. Gene Ontology annotation, cellular component: plasma membrane. Gene Ontology annotation, molecular function: Wnt-protein binding; Wnt receptor activity. Lineage: Eukaryota; Metazoa; Chordata; Mammalia; Rodentia; Cricetidae.
AGAACAACGAAGCGCGAGUCAGCCCCGCACGGCCGGGCUCCGGCUGGGAGUCUGGGCGCAGCGCGCAUGCGCGGCACGUGCGCGCGCACCUCCCUCCCCGGGGCUGCGCGCCCCGACACUCGCGAAGGCUCGGCGCACCGGCUGUCCUCGGCCGCUCGGGGGACCUGCGGGACGCGCGGCCGCCUGCGGGGCCGGCGGUGCAGCGCGAGAGAGCUCGGAGGCCGCUGGGGAGAUAUUUCAACAAGGAAGAAAUCACUCUGCUCCUAAGAUGGAAUCUGUGAUUUGGGAAUGUGGCUGAUCAUCUUGAUAUGCUGGCCAGAUGUGCCCUAUGUAAUAAAAUGAAAAGAAGAUACAAGAUGAUGUCAUUUUCCAAUAUUGUGAAACCAAAAACAAAUGCCUUUUGUGAGACCAGGCUAACAAACCUCUGACAGUACAAGGAGUUUUUAACUGUUUGAAGAACCUAACAGAUACAGAAGGGGUGCUUUCAAGCUGAGACCUGCAGGCACAUCUUGAGUAAAUCUGAUCAUCCAAGUCUCAUCCAGAUCCAGGAAGAAUGGCUAUGAGUUGGAUUGUCUUUUAUCUUUGGCUCUUGACUGUGUUUGUGGGGCAUAUAGGUGGGCACAGUUUGUUUUCUUGUGAACCUAUUACCUUGAGGAUGUGCCAAGAUUUGCCUUAUAAUACUACCUUCAUGCCUAAUCUUCUGAACCAUUAUGACCAACAGACAGCAGCUUUAGCAAUGGAGCCAUUCCACCCUAUGGUGAAUCUGGACUGUUCUCGGGAUUUUCGGCCAUUUCUUUGUGCACUCUAUGCCCCUAUUUGUAUGGAAUAUGGACGUGUCACACUGCCAUGUCGUAGGCUAUGUCAGCGUGCCUAUAGCGAGUGUUCAAAGCUCAUGGAGAUGUUUGGUGUUCCUUGGCCUGAAGAUAUGGAAUGCAGUAGGUUUCCAGAUUGUGAUGAGCCAUAUCCCCGACUUGUGGAUUUGAAUUUGGUUGGAGAUCCCACUGAAGGCGCCCCAGUUGCAGUGCAGAGGGAUUAUGGCUUUUGGUGUCCUCGAGAGUUGAAAAUUGAUCCUGACCUUGGCUAUUCCUUUUUGCACGUGCGAGAUUGUUCACCACCAUGUCCCAAUAUGUACUUUAGGAGAGAAGAACUAUCAUUUGCUCGCUAUUUCAUAGGACUGAUUUCAAUCAUUUGCCUCUCUGCCACGUUGUUUACUUUUUUAACCUUUUUGAUUGACGUCACAAGAUUCCGUUACCCUGAAAGGCCUAUCAUAUUUUAUGCAGUCUGCUACAUGAUGGUGUCAUUGAUUUUCUUCAUUGGCUUUUUGCUUGAGGACCGAGUAGCCUGCAAUGCAUCUAGUCCUGCACAGUAUAAGGCUUCCACAGUAACACAAGGAUCUCACAAUAAAGCCUGUACCAUGCUUUUUAUGGUACUCUACUUUUUCACUAUGGCUGGCAGUGUAUGGUGGGUAAUUCUUACCAUCACAUGGUUUUUAGCAGCUGUGCCAAAGUGGGGUAGUGAAGCUAUUGAGAAGAAAGCAUUGCUGUUUCAUGCCAGUGCCUGGGGCAUCCCUGGAACUCUAACUAUCAUCCUAUUAGCGAUGAAUAAAAUUGAAGGUGACAAUAUUAGUGGCGUGUGUUUUGUCGGCCUCUACGAUGUUGAUGCAUUAAGAUAUUUCGUUCUCGCUCCCCUCUGCCUAUAUGUGGUAGUUGGGGUUUCUCUCCUCUUAGCCGGCAUUAUAUCCCUAAACAGAGUUCGGAUUGAGAUCCCAUUAGAAAAGGAAAAUCAAGAUAAGUUAGUGAAGUUCAUGAUCCGGAUUGGUGUUUUCAGCAUUCUUUACCUUGUACCACUCUUGGUUGUAAUUGGAUGUUACUUUUAUGAGCAAGCUUACCGUGGCAUCUGGGAAACAACAUGGAUACAGGAACGCUGCAGAGAAUAUCAUAUUCCAUGUCCAUACCAGGUGACUCAGAUGAGUCGUCCGGACCUGAUCCUCUUUCUCAUGAAGUAUCUGAUGGCUCUCAUAGUCGGGAUUCCCUCUAUAUUUUGGGUUGGAAGCAAAAAGACAUGCUUUGAAUGGGCCAGUUUCUUCCACGGUCGUAGAAAAAAAGAGAUAGUGAAUGAGAGCCGGCAGGUGCUCCAGGAACCUGACUUUGCUCAGUCGCUCCUGAGGGACCCAAAUACUCCUAUUAUACGAAAAUCAAGAGGAACUUCCACACAAGGAACAUCCACACAUGCUUCUUCAACUCAGCUGGCCAUGGUGGAUGACCAAAGGAGCAAAGCAGGGAGUGUCCACAGCAAAGUGAGCAGCUACCAUGGCAGCCUCCACAGGUCACGUGAUGGCAGGUACACUCCCUGCAGCUACCGAGGAAUGGAGGAGAGACUACCUCACGGCAGCAUGUCACGCCUGACGGAUCACUCCAGGCACAGUAGUUCUCAUCGGCUCAAUGAGCAGUCACGACACAGCAGCAUCCGAGACCUCAGUAACAACCCCAUGACUCACAUUACACACGGCACCAGCAUGAACCGUGUUAUUGAAGAGGAUGGGACCAGUGCUUAGUCUCAUCUAAAGUGAAACGUGUGCUGUUGAAAGCGGGUUUUAGUCUUGGCCUUCACAUGGCUGGCUGCUGUAACUUGCUGUCAUCCUGCUUUUAAUCAGGCAGAGUGUGCCCACUGAGAAGGUAGAUCUUUGCUUUUUGUAUCACAUCAAACUUGGCGUGUAAACACAUCCCAAACACUAAGAAUCAUGUCAUCACAAAAAUAAUUCUUUCUAGGUUGUGAAGAGAUGAUUGUCUGGUAAGCAUUUUUAUAAACACACUUAUUUUAUAUUUAGAAAAAUCCUAUAUGUGUGGUGACUGCUUUGUAGUGAACUUUCAGAUAAUAUGAACUUGUGGUGAAAUGACAUUCUGGUAGCUCUGUUAAUAAAACAAAGUUUCAGAAUUAAAGAAAAUUUCUAUGCAAGGCUUAUUUCUCAGAUGAAUACUAGGACUUUGUAGGUUUAUUUCCACUGAGUGCAAAAAAAGGAACUGUUUUUAAACUGUAGAAGAUUGUGAUAAGCCAGCAAGGGUAUUAGCUAAUAGGAUCAAAGUGCCAGAAGAGUCCAGUUGGCCUGUGGGAGGUUCUCUCGAAGUCCAUAGUCUUCCCCACAGAUAUUCAGGAUGUGGAUGAGUUAGCAUUGGAGUAAAGGCAGAGAUGAGCAUUUCCCCUGCAGUUGUAUUGUUUUUUACUUUUGUAAAUAUUACUUUUAUGGGCUAUGUUUUUAUAAUAUCCAUAUGCAUGAUAGAAAAAAUUUAAUUUGUGGCCAUCUUUUCCUAGGUAAUUGUAUUGAUUCAUAGACAACUUCAUGUUCAGAUAUGUUCUGUGGAGGCAUGCAGUAAGAUAAGCAUCACACAUUAUAAGGGUUUUUAAGUGGUAAACAAAUUACAAAAUGGCAAAAUAUUUUCUCUGUAUUUGUUGUUGUAUUUUUCUACAGUGAGAUGUGACCUUGCCAAAGCCAUCAGACAUUGAUAUACAGGCCCUCCUAUAGUGAGCUGAUUGUCUGCUCUCAAAUUCCCCAGUAGCCAGUUGGCUACUGCUUGUGCCCCACAUUCCUAUUUUCAGUUUCUGAAUCAUUGUUUACAUCUGAAAUAUGUAAUCUAAGUCCAAAGUGGUGAUUCAUUUGGGUUCUUGAAAACCAUUGUAGCUAAGUGGAGCAUGGUUACUCUUUCUGUGAAUACCUUUAAUCUAAAAAACAUCAAGUGAAAAACACUUGACAUUUUAUCUUAUAAAGCUUAAAUGAUUUAGGAUAUGAACUGUGAACUUUAUUGGGUAUGAAACUGAUCAGAAAGAAAAAUUCUGGAAAAUGCUAAUGUGUUAUUCAGAAAACCCAGUGAUUCCCAGCCCUGACUGCAGGUAAGACUCACUCUGGGAGCUCUUGUUAGCCAACAUCUCUCUCUCAGGUGAGAGUUGGUGCUUUAAAAACAAACAGAAGCUUUCCAGGUGAUAUUAGCUAGCCAGACUUGAAGCCCAUUCUUUUAAGCUCACUUUCUCCUAAUGAUGGGCUGAUGGUAUCACUUUUGAUCAUGGGAAGAUCUAGCCAGACUCAGUGAUACACUUUACAUUGUUACCUAAUAUAUUGUUGUUUCCUACUUUAUUAUCCAUUAUAAAAUGCAGAAUUCUCAACUCUCAUCUCUGGAGAGUCUUACUCAAUAAGUCAAAGGCAGUAUGAUUUCACAGAUCUAUGUUUCUAAAAACACAGAAGAUUCUUAGCAGGCUAUCCAAGAAUCACACUCAGAAAAAAUUAUUCUAGACUCUGGGAGGGAGGCCUGGCUUUGCCAUAUGCUAGUUUUCAACUUUGAACAAGUCAGCCUCCUUGAGCCUAGCUCCCCUUGUUUGAAAAUGAAGAUUGGAGAUGAAUAUCCACUCUACCUACCUCACAAUGUUGUCAAAUUAAGAUCAAAUGGAAACAACCAUAUGGAAGCUCUUGGAAACUGUGAAGCAUUAUGAAAUAUGAGAGACUAAGGUUCUUGAGGACUUAAGAGCUUUAUUAGAGGUGUACUGUAGUACAUUUCUUGACACUUGCUUAUUCAUGUGUAUGCUUCUUUCAUCCUUUAAAAUUAAGAGCUCCUACCUGACAGAAGAGCCAGUUUUCUGGUAGUCAUGAUUUAUUUGUCAUGUUGCUUCUUCAAAGUAUGUACCAGUAGAGAUUACCCAUUCUGCAUAAGACACAUUUGAGCAUUUAGCCCCAAAUUUUUUCUCUUCCUCUGUCCUAUCUUUCUCCUCAGAACUGGAGUUACCACUCAGAGAGGCCUGAAGUCCCUUAUAACUGAUAGUUGGUAAACCCUUCCUUAUGCCUUACAAGGCACCACUGAUAACUUGUCUAUAAAUAAACCAGUAACUCAGGAAGCUUCUGUUUGAGAAGCUCCAUAGAACAGCAUGGGCAAACCAAACAAACAUCCACAAAGAAUCAUAGGAAGUUAAGAUAGAAAUACCAGUUUGAGCUCAAAGAUGUCGUCUGUUACCAUCUGCAUCACUACCAAUUGCCAAGUGUUCAUUGGUUGUCUUUAAAGUGGGCCAUGUGCAAACAGUGAAGUGAGCAUUGCCGUGAAAGUCUCACCUGUGUGCUUCCAGAUUCUGGGCGUGUACUCGCACCUCCUCUAAGCUGGUGGUGAUGUGUAUGUGAAUGUUGUUGGCCUGCAGUCACUUUCAACAGGGACCAUCAUUCACUUGUUCUGCACAAUCUUCAUGAUAGUGUUUGUUUCAAGUAGCACUGUUCAGUUUGGGCCGUGUUCUUUAUUUAUCAUACUAGUGCUAUAGGUUAAGAACUUUCUUUCUUCCAUUUUUU